AUGUUAGCAGUCGUAGCAUUGCCCAGGUUGAAGAUCGACCAUAAAACAGUUUCAAACCAUUUGCAUAAAGCUGGAUUCAAAAAGACGCUCGAUGUUUGGGUGUCACACGAAUUGACGCAAAAAAACAUGAUGGACCGAAUUUCCAUCUGCGAAGCCUUGGUCAAACGGAACGAAAUCGAGCCAUUUCUGAAACGGAUGCUAGCGAUUGACCAGAAGCGGCUAGAAUUGGCCAAUAGGAGAGGAGUUGUGUUCCAUCACGACAACGCCAGGCCACAUACGUCUAUAGUGACUCACCAGAAACUUCGACAGCUUGGUUGGGAAGUUUUGAUGCAUCCACCUUAUAGUCCGAACCUGGCACCAAGCGAUUACCAUCUUUUUUUGUCAUUGCAAAAUUUCUUUGGUGAUAAGAAAUUGUCCUCAAGAGAAGAUUGUGAAAAUCUCUUAGCCAAGUUUUUGCCAAUAGGGAUCAGGGCUUCUAUGAGAGAGGCAUCAUGGAAUUACCUUUGA
This is a messenger RNA of Monomorium pharaonis (pharaoh ant), 507 nucleotides long. RefSeq names its product histone-lysine N-methyltransferase SETMAR-like. Bases 1 to 507 code for a protein of 168 amino acids. The transcript has 2 exons. NCBI's taxonomy places the organism in Eukaryota, Metazoa, Arthropoda, Insecta, Hymenoptera, Formicidae. Gene Ontology annotation, molecular function: nucleic acid binding. The record is from RefSeq and is a predicted model, not a curated record.